AUGGUUGACAACAAAGGCUGGCGCAAAAAGAUAGGAGGCAAACCGAAAGAACUGCCUCCCAUGAAGACUGGAUCUGAUGAGACUGCUGCAGUACCGCUAUCAGAGGUCGCCAUCGAGUCGAUUGACCGACGCCGGCAUGGCUGGCGAAAGACGAUAGCUGCCAGUCGGCCGGUGACUCCAAUGACUCCAGCUCCGCCAACGCCGACUCAAGAAGAUGUGGAUGACACACGAAGCGAGCGGUCUGAAGCCUCAACGCCUCGUCGCGACUCGAAGCCAAAGCUCAAUCGCUACACGUCCUUGUUCGCCACUCACAAAGAGGAAGCAGCUAGCCCUGUCUUUUCAGAGCCAUGGAGUGCUGAUGCCCCACCCACUCAGGAAGAUCCUUGGUCCUACGUUGACCCUGUUGUCGCCAUGGAGUCGAUUCACUCACACAUGUGUAAGAAUUACAUGGUACCAGUUCCUCUUGAAUACAACAGCGGCCUUUUCCAGGUCUUUGACGAUUAUCGAAAGCUACGAUCGCACAAAGAGCUCUUGGAGGCACGCGAACAAGAGGCGAUUGAGCAUUCACGCAAGGUGACAGCCCGGUGGCUUCAGUCUGAGGAACUCUAUGAAGCCGAGAUACGUCGUCUCGAGUUGCUAAUUGCACGUGGUACCACCGGUAUGACUGGGCUCAUGAAAGCGCGUCAAGGGACUGUGGUAGACCGUAAACGUCAACAUCGAAGGACCAUUUCGACGGACCGCGUUCUUCCUCGAUACCAGCACAUGUCUCCAGUAGAGGUAGACGAAGAGAUCAGAGCAAAGAGCCAACAAAUUCUUCUGCAUCGACCGACCUCGCCUUCAGGAAAGAUGACUGCUCUAUCUCGACAGCUCACAAGUGCAGGACUGCCAGAUCUUCCAAUAGGGACUCCUCCCAGCACAAAUCGCGAGUCCACCUUGUCUCGAAAGGUAAAGAGCGAGCUCAAUUUGAUGGGCCUACGUCAUGCGGACGCCUUGCAGUCUCUCUCGAACGCAGUCACGCCUGAUCCUUUGAGCACUACGGAACAUGUCCCGGAAGAGGCCAACCCAGAACAUGGCCUGUUGGUAAAGGAUCCCAUUGAAUGCGAUGCAUUUAUUGCUCUUAAGGAGCUGGGUGCCCUUGUUGCACGUCGCAAAGGACUGGACGUUUCAAGUUUCGUCAAUGGGUUACUGGCAUUGCUCACAUCGGGACAAGCUGCGAAGACAGUCAUUGAGCCCAAUGCGAACGAAGACAAAAUGCAGAGUCCCGCGGCUGAGAAAGAUAGAAAAGUGGUGCCUGCUGACGACGUAACACCUAGACCACCAUUUCGAAAGCCUCGGCCUCAUUCAUACCAAGAACUUGACCAGAAGCGUCGACGUCACUUCUCCUUCGAACCUGGAGAUGAUCAAAUGCGAGAACUCGAAGCCGAUCUCAAAUCAUAUGAUUCACUUUCGCAAACCGACUCGACUGAUUCCGAAUCAUCGUCCUCGUCAGCCUUUCGUCUGUUUGACGACGGCUUGCAAACAGGCGACGACGACUCGAUACCUCUGCUUUCUUCAUUGGGUGCAGACUUCCCAAAGCCAUCCAUGAUCCCAAGCCCCGUGCAAACGGUGGGGCGAAUGCGCCGAGAGAACUCUAUGUCGAGUCUACAGUCUGUAUUCGUCAAGAAUAUUCGGGAUGAUCGUCACAAUUCUCGUACCAGUGUCCAGACAGCGUUCCGCGAGGCAGCAAGUGCCAAUGCAUCGAUCAAGUCGAAAAGUAGGAGCAGCUCAAAUCACAACCUGCGCGCGGCAGAGUCACCGCUAGGCUCGAAGGAACGAUUGAAUAGUCUUGCAAAUCGACACAGCACCGCUGCUCUCGCUGCUGCACGAGCAGCCGAAGCCAGGAGCAGCAACCUCUCUAGGAGCAACACACGACUGUCUACGGCUACAUCCUCCUCUCGCACCCGACAAACUGCAGGGCAGGAAAGGUCCGAAAACAAUGAUCCCAAAAUGUGCAACAAUGCCAGUAAGGGAGACGCUGAAUAA
Macroventuria anomochaeta is the source of this 2022-nucleotide messenger RNA. RefSeq lists its product as uncharacterized. Lineage: Eukaryota; Fungi; Ascomycota; Dothideomycetes; Pleosporales; Didymellaceae. The transcript has 3 exons. The record is from RefSeq and is a predicted model, not a curated record. Bases 1 to 2022 code for a protein of 673 amino acids.